This is a messenger RNA of Caenorhabditis elegans, 883 nucleotides long. RefSeq names its product DeHydrogenases, Short chain (gene R119.3). NCBI's taxonomy places the organism in Eukaryota, Metazoa, Nematoda, Chromadorea, Rhabditida, Rhabditidae. The transcript has 5 exons. The record is from RefSeq and is marked reviewed. The coding region runs from base 5 to 766 and encodes 253 amino acids.
CGUAAUGUCAUGUGCACUUGUAAUCGGGGCAACGUCCACACUGGGUAAAGCCGUCGUGAGAAGACUCGCGUUCACCGGCUACAAGGUCGCCGCCGCCGCAGACUGUCCGAAUAGUGUGGGAAAGGUUGCAGAGGACAAUAUAAAGGUUGGAGGUGACGUCACAGCUUUCUCAUUAGACGUGGCAAAUGCCGAGCACAGGAAGGAGCUGAUCACGAAAGUGGCUGAGAAGCUCGGCGGUCUGGACACUUUAAUUAUAGUUCCACCACAGAAUGAGGUGCUCGGCGAGAUUAUUGAGACAUCCGGCGAGGAUUUUGAUAAGCUUUUCGCCAACAAUCUGACAACACCGUUCCGUCUUUCGCAAGCCGCUAUGUCGACGCUCGCCAAAUCUCAAAACGGCAGUAUCAUCUACCUAACGUCAUGUUUCGGCUUCACUCCAUCAAUCGAUAUGGGUCUCUACUCAGUUGCAUCUAGCAGUGUCCUAUCACUUACAAAAUCCGUAGCUCAGAGUGCCGCGAAACAAGGAGUCCGCGUGAAUAGUGUGGUGUCUGGAAUGAUUGAAGGAGACGGAACUGGUGCUGUAUGGGAUCAUGCUUCUGGAGAAGAAGCUCGUCAGAUUAAACAACACUUGGAAUCGAUGAUUCCGUUGGGAAGACUUGGAAGACCGUCUGAUGUUGCUUCUUAUGUCGAAUUUUUGGCUUCUACCAAAGCCAGGUACAUCACCGGCGAGAACUGCAUUGUUGGAGGAGGAGUCUCGUAUCGAUUGUAGAUUUUUUUUGCAAUUUUUCAUUCAUUUUUUAGACUUUUUUAGUAGGUUUUUCUGUUCAUAAUUGUUAAGUUUAUUUUUUCUAUUAAUUUUUGCUCAAUAUAAAAUCGAAUUUUUUGU